This is a messenger RNA of Molossus molossus (Pallas's mastiff bat), 7560 nucleotides long. RefSeq names its product family with sequence similarity 204 member A (gene FAM204A). The record is from RefSeq and is a predicted model, not a curated record. The transcript is spliced from 9 exons. NCBI's taxonomy places the organism in Eukaryota, Metazoa, Chordata, Mammalia, Chiroptera, Molossidae. Bases 609 to 1337 code for a protein of 242 amino acids.
CCGGCGCGAGGGGUCGGGGACGGCCCGGUUCGGGGAGUGAGGGAGCCAGUGUGCGCGGCGUCACAGCCUGUCCACCGAGCCGCCCCGGGCCCACGGGAGCGUCGCCGGGGCCGGCCUCCGAUUUGCUCGGAAGGGGCGUCGCAGCGCCUUCCCCAGCCUGGUGGUUGGACAGGGCUUCUCCGUCCCCCUCCGGCCCAAGUGAGAGGGGCGAGGAGGCUUCCGAGGCGGGACACAGGCUCCGGUUCACAGUGCUGUGUCCCGGGGGAGAGCUGCGGUGAGGGGGACUGUCAGCAGGCUGGACGUGUGCCCCGGAACCUUCGGCGCCAGUGCUGUGCGCGGGACGGCAGUCGCGUUCGCGGACCGGAGACGGACGCCGGCCCCAGAGAGCCCGCGGAGUUCCGGGUUGUGCGGCCAAGCAGGAAACGGUGGACCUUGCAGAGCCCCCCUCCUGCUGCCUCGAGCCCCCUGUCCCAUGUCUUGACGAGUGCUUGGCAAACAGUGGGCAUACGGAAGAUGCUGUGGACAGGAAAAAGAAACAGUGGUUUCGAGCAUAGAAGAACCCCAAUUUGGAGAAAGCUGAAUUUGAAAUUUGUUACUAAAAUCCUGAAAUGGAUAAUGAACCUAAAGAAGAAAAGAUGUGGAGUGGGCUGCUACCUUCUGGCCUAAAUGAAAGUGAUGUUGAGUUGAACUCUGAAGAUGAAGACACAUCAGAGAACUCUGGACUUAACUUACAGGAAGAUAAAGGAGAUGGGACCUUUACAAAAACAGAGAUCUCAGAUUUCCCUACAGAUGGACCAAAAACUGAAGCAGAGGCAAAUGUAAAUGCAUACGAAGACUGUCCCUCUGGAAUUCCCUUACAUAUGUGGAAUAAAUUUCAAGAAUUGCAUAAAAAACACUCUGAACAGAAAAUCUCAACUUCAGGAUUUAGAAGGAAAAAAAGAAAACGCUCUAGAAAAGGUAAAUUGAAGAAUGAAGCAGAAUCUCAUAGUGAGCAGUCCCCAAGUGAAACCCAGUGGAAGGAACUUACUCAGUAUUUUGGAGUCAAUGACAGAUUUGAACCCCCUGUUAAAAAGAAAAAAGUUGAAAAGUCGGGCCUUGAAAAGAGUAUAGACAAGGCUGUGGAAGAGUGGAAUAUCGAGAAGGCCGAGGAACUCAGCAACCGGCUAGCUACCCGAGAGCUUGGUGUAAAAAUUGCCAAAGCAAUUGCCUGCCAUAACUUUGUAAAAGCCAAAAAGGAAGCUGAAAAUUCACAGGUUGCUCGAAAAAAGAAGAAACUUGCAUGGGGAUUUGAAGCGAAGAAGAGAUGGGAAACCAAAAGCAACAUGGGAUACAUGUAACCUGCCAGUGUUCUUCAAGAUUGUGUGUCUUUUCUUGACCUUUUACUGAGUCUUCAGUUGCUUAAUUGACUGAAAAGAUAUUCCUGCUUAUGUUAAAUAUGUCAGGAAAUUGGUAGAAGUAGAAAAAAUAAGCAUCACAUUUGGGGGUCGAUUAUCAGUCUUUUCUAAAGAGUUCAUCCUAUUGAAGUGAAUGGAAUGGAGAGUUCCAUUAUUUGUACAAGAAAUCUAAGCACACACACAGGGAAAAGACAGAGUUUUAUUUAUUUAUUUAUAGAGACCUGCAGUAUAAAAUCGAUUUUACUUUUCAUUCGUUUGGUAUAGCAUAGCCAAUGAGCUCCUUGUAUGUUCUUAUCUGUUCUCAGUGGAACUGUACUUAUUCUGGAAUUGUGUUUUUAACAUUGGCAUUUGCUUAUAAUGGAUUAGUCAUAAGUGUAAAAAAGUCUCAAUUGAUAUUGUCCUUACAAACAACUUCAUCUUAACGUUUUAAAAGUAAUUACUGGUUCCUUACUGGCUGCCGUGGUUUUGCUACUUGACAGUCACAUAAUAAAAGCAAUUGGUUAGUUUUAGUACCUUUAGAUAAAACAUUACAAUAAAAAAAAGGCAGAAUGUAGUGUUUGGAGGAUAAUUUAAAUUCAGCUCUGCCUAGAAAUGUCUUCCUAAAUCUCUCUCAGCCAUGUCAUUCUUUAAAUUAUCAGAUGAUUCUUAGAAGAGAAAAUGGUAUAAUUAUAUUAAGAGUAAUGUUAUAGCCUGGACGGUGUGGCUCAGCGGAUUGAGCAUCGUCCCUGGACUGAGAGGUCCCGGUUCGAUUUCUAGUCAGGACACGUGCCUGGGUUUCAGGCUUGAUCCCCAGUGGGCGUGCAGGAGGCAGCCAACUGAUGUCUCUAUCUCUCUCUAAAAAAAUCACUAAAAAUAUUUGUUUUUUAAAAAAAGAGUAGUGUUAUAACUCAAGACAAUAUAACUUUGAACCUUCUAAGAACAUGGUUUGAUUGUUUUCAUUUGUCUUCCCUAUUGCUCCUUAAAAGAUUGAUGCAUCAAUGACCCGAAAGAGAGGAUUGGUGCCGUGGGAAGUAGAUUUCAUUGGAUGUGUGUCAUAGUCCUCACUAGAAGGGGCUUUGGGACGUCGCACCUGGCUGCUAGCUGGGCCGCAGCUGGGUGUUUGGGUUUCCUGGCGGGCCUCUGGCGUUCUGGCGCCUCCCUGCCGGGUACUCAGUAGCCACGACCAACUGCUUAUUGUGCUUUUCAUCAGUUCCCGUCCUGCAGCCUCCACGCAGGUUCUCGAGCUUCUGGUACAAGCUUUCUCUGGGUUGUAAUAUAAAUUUAGGAACAUAGAAAUGAGUCAUGUGUAUAAUUCUAUUAUUUUGUUAUUUUUAGAUUUACAGUAGUAACAAUUUUACUAAUUUAUUGGUGGCAUAUUUAGUGUUUACCUAUGUUCUGGAAUAAAUGAGUAGGUUGCUGUUUAAGAGAACAGAAAUUAUAUCUUGCUUCCACUUAGGUGAGGAAAGCCAGUGUAAUGAAAGCAGGAUUUUAGGAGACUCUUUAUCUCCUUAUAGAAUCCAUCACGAAAAGGUGUCCAGACCAAAUGUUGGCAAAUCUUCUAUUUUAUGAUUUAAUAUCCCCUAUUGUGUUUUGUAGAUACAGUCAUAUACUGCUUUCCUACAUCUCAUUUGAAAAUCCUGAUAGGUGAACACAAACUUACAGCAUAGGAACCUUUCCUUAAAAAAUCCACCGUGCAGUGCAUGGUUUUCGUCUGAGACACUGGAAAUGCCACCGUUGAGCAGGGGCAGGGCCGAGUUCUCACACAGGCCCCAGGACGCGCAUGCCCACGCCUCCUCGGCCUGGGUUUUCUUCUCCGCAGGCAUGCGCCACCAGUCUGCUCGGGUGAGGCCUGCCAGAGUGGCCGCCCUCAGGGUGUUCGAUCGGGAGCCCUUCUCGAGCCUGCCCCAGGGCCAGCGCUUCCCACUCUGCCUGCCGUCUCACGUGGACGGGGCAUUUGAACUGAGUGGGGCAUUAUGGCAAAAUCAGAUGUAGCAGGGGACGCAGUGACAAGGGGAGCCACAGCUCCUAAGUCCCUGCCCUGGGGGCCUGGGCUGUGAAAAGCUCCAAAACCUGGUACAGCAGAAGGGGGCUGGUUAGGAGGGAAGGAUUUGAGGGAAAGGAAGGAACCCGAUGUCUUGGGUUCACUCCGCUAGGACAUCAUUCGGAACCAGUUUUAUUUUUAUCAGCUUUCAUUUGAAUUAGACAUUUUACUCAUUAAAGUAAUAAAAUGGGAAUGUUAUUCUUAGAGUACCCAUGUUACCUAAAAAGUGUAGUCAUUUGUCUUCUUCAUCUGGUUACAGCAAAAUAAGGAUUCAUUUUGGUUUGGUAAUAACUUCAAUUCCCGAAGCUUUGACGUGCAUUUACUACCCCCGGAAUGCCUGAAUUAGAUUAGUAAUGUAAAUGUCAGCUAUUGUUAACUGAGAUGAAUAUGUUUCAGGCCAUCAGGAUGGCAUUAAUGUAACUAUGAUUUAUUAAGUAUUUCGGGCUAAAACAACUCACUGAAGAACAGUAAUUUUGAGCUUUACGGCGCUGGUUCUGAGAGUCUAGUUGGUAGUGCGUUCUUGUUUGGGGACCCUCGGGAUGUUUCUGAUUUUCAGCAGAACAUUCUAUUUCUUUCACCAAAAGGAGAGUUUGAAUGUAUAAUCUCAGGUUUGCUAUAAUUAGUUCUGAUGACAGAGUUAAAUACCUUGGCCAAAACUAUAAAUCAGUAGUUAAACAGGUUUCUGCAACUGAUCAUAAAUCUCAAACUCCAUGUUCUAAACACUUAUGUUUUUAGAGAGACAGCCAUGGGAGGGGCAGGCCAAGGACUGGAAUAAAAUGUUACCUAAAUUGGAGCAGCAGCUUAGAACCUUACAUUUAAAAUCUUACUGAUUUCCCUGAUGCUUUUUGUCCAGAAUGUUAUCCUUUUCAGUGUUUUAAUAACUUAGCUUAUUGUUUACUCUGAUAAGACAAGUUUAAAUUCUUAAACUAUGAAGACUAAUUCUCUGAAUGUCCAAAUGUUCAUUUUCUCAGUAAAGAUAAUCACUUUAAAAAAUGUUAUGUCUUGCCAAACUAUAAAAAUUAUUGUGUGAGGUUGCUAUUUAAAUAAGAUUGCAAUUUUGUAUCUUUUUUUAAGAAGUAAAGUUUAGGGAAACCAGAUGAUGUUUGUUGGACUCCAUUUUGGAAAAAUAACUCAGUGAAACCUAGUAGUCAGGUUCGGCGCCAACGGAAACAAUUCGAGUUCUCCCACGUUGGCAGAAGCCGCUCUUAUUUUUAGUAUCUGGCAGAGCAGCACAUGCUUUUCAUGUCAGUUCCAUAGUCUUGCAAGCCAACUGUUUAUUCAUUGGCUUAAAAUUUACACUCUGCUAAAGUCUUAGCUGUGACUUUCAUGAAAUAAAUAGUAAUAUUUGGACAAAAUAUGUACACGAAAAUCUUUUUCCAGAACUGAAUGUCGAUUGGUACUUGUGGCGUCAAAUACCAUGGUAACAGAGCUCACAGUACUUUGAAACCCAGGCCACUGAAUUUCAAGGAACUAAUUUUUAUUAUGAAGUAAUGAGGACCUCUUUCUAGGUUUUCAGAUUUAAAUUAGCGAGAAACUUUCUGCGGGAAAGCGGAACGUGUGUUAGGGGAAAGGUCACUGAACUCUGAAAGAUUACGUUGUUAGUGCACAUCAGUUCUUGACCUCCUCAGCGCACUGAGACGGUGAGACGUGACCCUGUUCCGGGGUUGAGCUCAGGGGCUCUGGAGGUUUUGAUAAAAUGAGUCUUUUCUUUAGUCUUGAUUGUUUCCUCCUCCCUCCACACUACUCACCUUAAAAGAAAAAUAACCCCCACACGCUGGUAGUGUAGCCGUAGUCAGCGCAGAGACCUCCUGGGGAGGGGUCCUGGUGCCAGGCGAGAGCUGGCAGGCAGCCUGCCGUGAAGAAACAGCAAGCCCUGUGCUCCCAUCUUAAAAUGGGACAUUCGGCGCCUUCCACGAGUGUGUCUUCUGUUCCCCGGUGAGGGUUCUGGAGAGAAGUGUUCAUUUUGCUAGAAUUUUCGUCAAAUACCGUGGUGCUCCCAGGGCAGCUUCCUGUCACACGGGCUUUGUGAUCCUGACCCCUGGGACGUAGCUACAGGCUUUUGAUGGGAAUGCCCAUUAAAUGCCAUGCCGUAUGCUGUGCUUUUUGGAUGUGCUUGUAAAAUCAAGAAUUAGCUGAGGGAUAAUUAUCUUUUUAUUAGUAUUAGUAACCCCUUUUUAGAUUUAAGUAAAGCAAGCAUACGGCUUUUAAAUUAGGUAUGUGCCUUUUGUGUCUAGACCAGACGGGCUUCUUAAGGAGCCACAGAACAGAAAGGAAGGACGGGGAAGGGGAGUGGGACCCCAGAGAAGCCUGGGUUCCUGGGCACGCCUGUGCCAGGUUUCCUGCUGAGCCCACUCAUUGGCAUCAUUCCGGAAGCCCCAGCCCACCCCUCCUCAGCCCAUGGGCUGCCGCCUGCCAAAGUGCUGCAGGGGACCUUCUGUGUGACACGUACGGAAUGAGGUAAUCUUCCCACCUCUGAUUUCUGAAGGGUGUGUCUGUCCAGUUAUUACUUGUUCAUUGAACUUAAAGGUUUAGGAACCAGAAGCUACAGUACAAGCUGUAAUUAUUGAUGUCUGUUUCACAUUCAUCUGUUAGUCCUGGCAUUUGAUCAAGAAGUUAAUGUAGCACUGCGUCUCCAGGCUGAUGUGCCUCGGCUCACAGUGUUGCAUUGUGUGCUGGGACCGUGCACACGUGUCACUGCCCAGAACGAAACCUUUCAUGGGUAACGUGGGAUCGUGAAACAAGGAAACCUCGUGGUUUUGGGACUCCUUUCUACAUAACAUCUGAGAAACAUUCACUAAACACCUACGACACGCCAGACACCCAGCAGACUCGUGCAGAUGCCAAGAUGAGCAAACACAGUCUGGUGGGAAAUGGAUGGAAACCAUGAUGGGACGACUUGCUUUUUUUCGGUGGCUUUUAGAAAAUCUGACUUUUUCUUUGCUAAGUACAAAGAAAUAGUCUCCAUGUGCUAAAGUAAGUACUGUAGAUAAAUCUUGUGGUUGGGUGUGCGGCCUCCCCGAUGCGGAGUCCCUGGCGGGGCUGCAGUCACUCACUAGCUUAGUGACCGAUCCCACGUGCUGCCCUCGGUGAGGGGACACACCCCGGGCUUCCACCUGUUUCGUAGACUCAGAGACACAAUUUCAAGUGUCUCAAGCUUUUCUUAGUCUGUAGCAGCGUGUCCGUUUGUUAGGGUGGCUGUGUCACAGUGCCUGCCUGUGUCAGGGCGGUGGUGACUACUGCAGGAAACGUGCCCCCACCUGUCCUGACCGAACAGUAGCAGUUUAUUUCCUGUUCGUGGGACAAGGGAGGAGGUUCCUGCGGACGGGGCUGUGCUCCACGCAGUCAUUCAGAGAGCCAGGCUGACCAGCUCUCACCUUCUUUCCCCCAAACCUUGGGUGUCACCAUCGCAGUCACUGGAGGGGAAAGAGCAUGGGACAGCACCCCGGGCAGCUGUGGGCCUGGCCUGUGAACGUGGUUGCCGACUCGGCCUGCUGGGGGUCGUCGCAGUGCAAGUGUCUGCUUGGAGUGAGGGGGAGCAUCGCACAGGAGCAAAUGUUCUAGGUCUCUGGAUGCAGCCCAGUUUGUUUUCAAAGUGGUUCCCUAGGUUACAUGGUGUUUUAGGUAAUUAAGUCCUUGAGAUCACGUCUCUGCUCAACAUACAACCAACCCCAGCAUAUUUCCUGUCUCGCCGUUUUCAGGGGAGAGACAUCAAAACAAAUUCACACCUGAGCAUAUAGCCCAUUGUCUCUUUGGUGCAGCGUUCAACCUUUAUGCAAACCUUAUCUAUUCACACAUACUCGAUACACUCAGUUCAGACCGGGUGGCGUUCCAAGCCGUCAGACAUACCUAUUCACGGGCAUACUUUGAUCCCUGGCCGGCCAGGUUGCGAGAAUAUGUACCUCAGGGUUGCAUCUUGUUCAGCCACCAAACCCCAACCCUACACUUGGUGACUUUGCUGCACCCACCUGCAAGGAGGCAGCUGAAUGUAGACUGGCUGGUCCCCAGAGGCAGAAGGAAUGCAUGUCAGUAACCAGCUGGCAGCGUCUGCCACGUUGCCUCAAACACGUGGCCUUGACUUGAAGUAGUGACUGUCGCUGGGGCACAAUGUUGAAGAGUCAAACUACUGUUUGUGAUUUGAUUUGUACU